This is a messenger RNA of Vigna angularis (adzuki bean), 1263 nucleotides long. Its product is annotated as octanoyltransferase LIP2p, chloroplastic. The record is from RefSeq and is a predicted model, not a curated record. NCBI's taxonomy places the organism in Eukaryota, Viridiplantae, Streptophyta, Magnoliopsida, Fabales, Fabaceae. The transcript is spliced from 4 exons. Gene Ontology annotation, biological process: protein lipoylation. Gene Ontology annotation, molecular function: lipoyl(octanoyl) transferase activity. Gene Ontology annotation, cellular component: mitochondrion. Bases 288 to 1178 code for a protein of 296 amino acids.
CAUAUAUGUACUUGUGUUGUGCCGCUUCCAAGCAGGUGACUGAAUUAGUAUAUUUAGUAUAUUUAUCAUGUGCAGAAGGGCGUUUUAGAAGAUUGUUCCUCUCCCUUUUCAUGUUCUGUUUGCAAGCUCAUAAUCUGUGAACUCAGGUGGCAAUGUUCAGAUUUUGGGAUUUUGGGUUGAGUCCAUUGAUUCCCUCAUUCCGUCCAAUUUCCUUUGAUUGCUCCAUUGUUUUCACACUACACAUACAGUAGGUAUAAUUUCAGAGAGUUAGUUAUAGCAAAUUAGACAUGAUUUUGUUAGGUACAUAUUGUUUCACCACAGUCCCAUCAACAGCACCAGCAUACCCUUCACUACCUCUAGGGUCGUACUUUGAUCUGCACAAGCCACUUCUAUAUUCCAAACCAUCCAAAUUCACCUCUCUUGUAAUCAAUGGCGGCAGAAGGAUCUGUGAUCUCUUUGAUUUGCACCAGGAGCAAGUCCCUUAUGAAGUGGCAUGGUCUUGGCAAAAGGAAAUUGUCAGGGACAAGAGGGCACAGAUUGAAAAGGAAGGAGAUUGUAAUGACACCCUUAUUAUUCUACAACACCCUCCUGUUUAUACAUUGGGCACUGCUAGUACUGUGGAGAACCUCAAGUUUGACAUGAAAAAUGCUCCUUUUAAUAUUUAUCGCACUGAGCGUGGUGGAGAGGUUACAUACCAUGGCCCUGGCCAGCUAGUUAUGUACCCAAUUAUCAACCUCCGAUCGCACAAGAUGGAUCUUCAUUGGUACCUUAGGACUCUUGAAGAGGUUGUCAUUCGUGUUCUUUCUUCAACAUUUUCAAUUCAGGCUUCUACAGUGGAAGGUUUAACUGGUGUUUGGGUUGGAAAUGAGAAACUGGCAGCUGUUGGCAUUAGAGUGUCUAGCUGGAUAACCUAUCAUGGCUUGGCACUUAAUGUCACAACAGAUUUGUCUCCCUUCAAAUGGAUCAUCCCAUGUGGAAUUCGGAACCGUCAAGUAGGAAGCAUUAAGGAGUUGGUGAGAGAGGGUGUUGGUCAUGGAAGAGCGGAUUUGCAUCAUCUGAAUGAUGCUAGUCUUAUUCAUAUUACACAUAAAUCCUUGCUUGAAGAAUUUUCACAAGCAUUCCAGCUCGAAUACAGUUACAAAAGCAUUUCUUCUUCCAUGUUGUAUGAAAGGAAAUGAAGCUCUCUAACCAAAUAAACACAGUAAGGUUAAAUUUGUAUGAUGGUAUAAUAUCCCUUGUCUCUGAAAUAUCAUCUGUUUUGCA